AUGUCCCAACCUCUACCUAAACCAAACUAUGCCUUUAACAUUCCGAGCAUCCACGAUGAUCUAGAGCUAGACUGUCGCCUGCAUUAUCCAAGGAGGACGGAACAGAGUUCUGAUAUCUUUGGCAAAGCAUUUGCAAUUUUCGCCCAUCCCUACGCUACCUUGGGCGGGUGUUACGAUGACCCUGUGGUUGCCCUUGCCGGCGGAAUUCUCCUCCAAUAUGGUUGUAUUUUGAUAACCUUUAAUUUCAGAGGUGCUUCUGGUUCAGCAGGAAAGACUUCAUGGACUGGCAAGCCCGAACUUGGCGACUAUGUUUCCGUCUAUGGCUUUGCACUGUGCUACAUGAACGCGAUAUGCCAUCGACAAGAGGGUGUCAGUGCUACGCCAAGGGAUGAUAGUCCCCUCCUUAUCCUUGGUGGAUAUUCUUAUGGGUCCAUGAUCGCGUCGCAUGUGCCUCCUCGAGAUCAAGUGCUUGAGAUUUUCAAGUCACCAACUGCGAAUUCGGCUGAAAGCGAAAUAAAACUUCGGGCCGAAGACUUGUCUCGAGAUGCAAUAGCAUAUUUUGAUAUGCACACGCCCAGUAUGUCACUAUCGAUUAGCCGUGCCCGAGGCCAGAAAGCGGAGGAUGGUAGGCAUUUACAUCGAGCCGUAGCAAUGGGUGGGUAUGAAUCAGAGGUCACUAGUCGAAGGGUGAGCCGAGAGUCUUCGAGAAGGAGCUUGGAUGGAGAAAGGGUCAGACAAAGCAUCGACAAUGUAAGGCGGAAGAUCAGUUAUCACCGAGUCAUCACCCCUCAAAAAUCAGAAUCCAAGAUGCAGGCACCGUCGGGAGAUGAUCUGAUACUGCCUCGAAUCGCGUACAUUCUCUUGUCGCCGUUGUUGCCCCCAAUAGCUGGAUUUACUACAAUGUUCUCGAAGUUACAUUUCGUGGCGAGAAAUGGUCGCUCGAAUAGGGCCUCCGCAUCAUCCAGCGUGGAGUUUGGGGAACUCACGACCAACCCGUGCAUCUGUAUCUACGGCAGUAAAGACGCCUUUACCAGUGACCGCAGGCUUCAGCAUUGGACCGAGGGCCUUCGUUCGAGAUCGGGCUCGCGCUUUGUGGCCAUUCGAACCGACUCGGGCCAUUUCUGGCAAGAUCCUGAUGGAAUCAUUCGGUUGCAACGCGGAUUGAUCGACUGGCUGAAAGCGGUCAUACCGUCGAGCCACUCUGAGAGGACGGAAGAUGCGCUUCCGACUACACAUCGUCAUCACGACUCAGGAGAGAGUGCAAUAGAGAGACCGGCAAUUGUGAACGGAUGA
Messenger RNA from Exophiala aquamarina CBS 119918, 1293 nucleotides. RefSeq lists its product as uncharacterized. The coding region runs from base 1 to 1293 and encodes 430 amino acids. The transcript has 2 exons. Lineage: Eukaryota; Fungi; Ascomycota; Eurotiomycetes; Chaetothyriales; Herpotrichiellaceae. The record is from RefSeq and is a predicted model, not a curated record.